GUUUUUUUAGAGCUGACGCUCAGCUGAUUGUGACGCGGCGUGGCUGUAGGAGGGGUGGCACGACCGAGAGACAGAUAUAGAAGCGUAAAUAAUAACCCGCACUGUCUCGUAAUUGACACAGCGCUAGGACGAAGUGUAAGAAAACAAUAGUCGCGCGAGACAUCCGUUAUAGUCAUCGGUCUUCGCGAAGAAAUCCGCACGAGCUGUCACGAGCACGGCGCAUUCUAGCGGCUGCCUAGGCAACACCAUUCCGCCUUGUUUAUUUAGAGAGCGGCCGAGGAGAGAAGAGAAGCGCUGGUCGGUCCUCCCUGGUGGACACUUCUAAAAAAGUGGGUACAGUGAGGCCUGGAAGACAUGGUGGAUUACUAUGACAUUUUGGGAGUGUCACGCAACGCCUCUCCAGAUGACAUCAAAAAAGCAUACAGGAAGCAGGCCUUGCGGUGGCACCCAGACAAGAAUCCAGACAACAAGGAGGAGGCAGAGAGAAAGUUCAAGGAAAUUGCAGAGGCCUAUGAAGUCCUGUCAGACAGAAGCAAACGACAAUCGUAUGAUUCUUAUGGCAAAAGUAGCAUGCCAAGCUCAGGCUCCAGUGGUAGCUCUUUUCCCGAUGACUUCCCUGGAUUUACCUUCACAUUCCGCAGCCCAGAUGAGGUGUUUCGGGAGUUUUUUAGAGGCCAGGAUCCAUUCGCAGACUUCUUUGGUGAUGAUUUCCCAUUUGGGGGCAUGCACAGUGGGAUGCACAGUGCUUUCCAUGGACACCAUGGCCCCUCCAGACUUGGGACCAGUCGCUUCUUCUCAUUUCCCUCAGCAGAUGCUGACUUCACCAACUUCUCUUCUUCCUCACUGGGAGGCUUUGGGACUGGAGGGGGGAAUUAUAAGUCUGUGUCCACUUCCACACGGAUUGUCAAUGGGAAGCGUACCACAACAAAAAAGAUCCGAGAGAAUGGACAGGAGAGAACAGAGAUUGAGGAAGAUGGGGUUCUGAAGACUGUCCUAAUUAAUGGUGUGGAAGACGAGGUGGCUCUAGCUGUGGAACUUAGCCGGAGAGAGCAGUCUAGCCAGCCUCAGUGGACAGAACAGCAUCGGCUCACCGCCAACACUACCCACUCUAAUUUGCCCAAUCACGACCCACGAAACAGCACACAGCGAUCCUUCAGCUCCACCCCUUUCUUCAAUUGCGCGAGUGACAACGAAGAGGUGGAUGAAGACCUACAGAUGGCAAUGGCAUGCAGCCUGUCAGAGAUUGAAGCCCAGCAGCGGGCAGCCGCCUCCACCCAAGACAUAAUCUCAGGUGCCAGGGGAGGGCCGGGCAAGCAGAUGAAAGGGAGUGAUGCUAAUCAUGAGAUUAGAUCAGUGAGGGAGGGGAUACAUGAAUCAGCACAUGAAUCAGUACAACGCACUUGUUUAGCUUCUGAGGAGAAAGUACCAGGGAAGGGACCAGAAGGAUUAGAAAAAAGCGCCAGCCCCGAAGGAGUACUUUUAGAAGACAGAAAGGGAGAAGAAAAUGUUGCAAAUGGUACUUCUGUGAAGAAACGCAAAAGGUGUUCAUGUCAGUGUGUGAUGUGUUAAGUUGAAGAUAGAAGUAGUCCUGAGUCUUAGAACAGAGAAAGGACAUGCUGUUAAACAUUGCUGCAUGAUAUUCUCAGUUUUAAAUAUAUUUAUGGCUGCUGUGUUGAUCUUAACCAUAUCUGAAGUUUUGUGUAGCCUGUUAAAAGAGGUAUCUUGGCCUUUGUUUCCCUAGAGGGUAAGCCAGGUUGAUGCUAAAUUUUUUCUUAAAUUUUAAUGUGAAUACCAGGACUGGUACUGAUUUAUCACAGAGAGAUUAGAUGCUUCAGAAGUGGCUAAGUGUACUAAAGCAGUGUAAUAACAAGUCAUAUAUCUAUACAGUAAGUAAUUGCUUUGUGCAAGUCAUGAUUGAUAUAUAAUUCGGUUGGUUUGUUUACUGUUGGCUUAUUCGUUUUUUAUCUACUAUAAUAUUGCAACUGACAUGAUGCUGAACAAUUCAGUAAUAACUGCUCUCGUACAGUAUUAUUUAGAUUAUUGGGUUUAGAGGAUUGCAGGCAAGGCAUAUUUGCAGAUGUUAAGACUCUAAUUAAGUAACAAAAUACAAACAAAAACAAACACAGUUAAACUGAACCCGAACUGACUACAAUAGAAACUAAAAUAGUAAUGACAGGGCAACAGUUGUGAGACACUGACUAAAAAAACAGCAUUCUAAAUGCCUAUACAAAUUAGGCCAAUAAAGUAGAUGCAGGUGAAAAGAAUUGACAAGUGCAACGAAUGAUGUCCACCAUGAACAAGAAGUACAGAAUGUCUCUGGGCACAAGGCGCCUUCUAGUAGUUAUCCUUGACAUAAACCCUCCAAAAAAGGAGGGCAUACACAAAUGCCUCAAUCCCCGGAGGCGAAGAAGUAGCAGCUACCCUUGGUACCAGAGAACACUGCAAUACUAGGCAGGGAGGGUGCAGUAUCUGGCUGUAACACUGUUGGAAAUGACUCGGGAAGCUCAGGUAGGUUAGGGCUUGGCUCAAGAGGUGCAGGGGUUUUCCAACAAAACUGUCAUAAGUCCCAGAGCAUUCAUGAUUUUCAGAGGAGACUGGGCCUUUAGAAGAGCCAGAGCCUGCAACAGGGUUAACAGAGCAGAAAAGGCUUUUCACAAGGUUAACAGCAAACAGGUAUUUCAAUAGGGCUAAUAAAGCAAACAGGGCCUUCAACAGGGCUAACAGAGAAGAUAGUCUUUGCCUACCGCUCUCCAUCAACACACGGUCUGGGGUUUCUCCUCUCCCUGGACCACGCAAUGCCAUCUUUGUGGUCGAUGUGGGUUGCCAUGUCACUCUGAGCUUUGACACGCUGUGUCUCGAAGGGCACGCACUUUAUCACAAGCCAGGAGCCCUCUCGGCUCGGCUCGGCUCGGCUGCUCGCUCACCUCUUCCAGUCUUCUUCCGGGAUGCUAUGCGGGGUCUCACUUCUAUCUCUUUCACGUGCUCCGCUAAAUCUUUCACAAAAUCAUGAACAAGAAAUGCAGAAAGUCUUUGGACACACAAAGUCUCUGCUAGGGAUUAUCCCUGACACAAAUUAAAAACUGAAUGUGAACUUGUGUUGUUAGUCAGUUGUUAAAACAGCACUUCUAAGUUAGUAUCUGCCAUACUAUCCCAAUUAAAAUGAGGGUUAGUUGAAGAUAGUUGGGUGUUUUUGUUUUUUUUGGAGUGUUUGGAGUUCUUUUUAAAUGACAGUGUUAAUUAUGGAGAUAAAAUUUCUCAAAAGUUGAUGAAUUUAUUUAAAAAAAUAACGCUAUUUUGAAUAUUUAUGAAUGUAUACUCAGAUUGCAAAAACAGGCUGAUUUGGGCUAAGUCGUCUGUGUCUAAAGAUGUUCGUGCAGUAAUGCCAUGCCUCUUAUGCUUAAUGUUAUUCAUCAUAAUGAUGUGAUAAAUCACCUCUUGUGCUCUACCUACAAUCAGUCCAUGGGGGACUAAAUAGCACUUGAUUCAAGUGCAGUGACUGUCUGUUUAUGAUGAAGAUUCGAAAGGGAGCUUUUGUUAAUAAAUAUCUGGUAGAAUGUUGAAGGUGUAUAUCAGAAUGAAUCAUGUGGUGUAAAUGUUUAGUGCCUUGAGAAUGUUAAAUUUGAUGUGCCAAUUAUUGUCAGUAUUGCUGAAUGUGGAGACAAGUCAACUGUUUUCACUUCUAUUUUUGAUUAUAUACUGUACAUGAUUAGCAGGUAUCAACUGGAACAUCAGUUCUCUUAUAUGCAAUACACACAAUGUUAAAAAGCCAAAAAAAUAUAUGAAACACAUAUUGUUUUCUGACAUAUUAUAUGAAUAUUAUCAUGUUUUUUGUAACACUGUUUGUUUUAUUGAUGAUUUAUAAUGAAUGAAAGUCUUGGAAUGGAAAGUAUGGAGAGCUCUGGUUUAAAUAUAAAUAUAAUAUUCUCAUUUUAUUUUUUCAAGUGUGUUUAAUUAUUUUUGAUUUGCCUGGAUUUGUCAGCAUUAAGUAACAAUAAACCUCAGAGAACAAAUUCUAUAUUUGGUUAAACAAUUUUUUGUACAGGCGGGCACGGUGGCUUAGUGGUUAGCACUGUCGGCUUGCACCUCCAGGGUCCGGGUUCAAUUCCCGGCCAGGUUCGAUUCCCACCUCUGUGAGCAUGGAGUUUGCAUGUUCUCCCUGUGCUUGGUGGGAUUUCUCCCACAGUCCAAAGACAUGCAGAUUGGGCUAAUAGGCGUUCCUAGAUUGGCUGUAGUGUGUGAAUGGGGGUGUGUGUCUGGCUCCAGGCCUGCGUCUGUAUACAGGAUAAAGCAGUAUAGACAAUGAAUGAGUGAGUGAGAAGUCUUUGUACAAAAUGUACUAUAUUUUCAACCCUAAUAAUGCUUUUCAACAUUGGCAGAGGCUUUUUUUGCAUUCCCUUAUAUACUGAAACCUAAAAGUUACCCCAGGAUUUGUGUGCAAGAAACAUGUCACUAAUUUUUUUUUUAUUGUAAUUCUAACUCUAAGAUUUUAAUUUGUUUCCUAUUUCUUUAGACUAAAACAGAUUAUUCUUGUAGUUUGUUAUUACAAACCCAUUUGUCUGUUUUGGUGCCACACUUUAUCCUUUCAUAAUUAGUCCUGUUGUUCUAUGUAUCUUUUUUGCAUCUUAAUUUAUUUGUGAUCUGGUGUGUU
Molecule: messenger RNA, 4648 nt
Organism: Clarias gariepinus (North African catfish)
Lineage: Eukaryota; Metazoa; Chordata; Actinopteri; Siluriformes; Clariidae
Gene: dnajb2
Product: DnaJ heat shock protein family (Hsp40) member B2
Exons: 9
Coding region: 355-1569 (404 amino acids)
Molecular function (GO): Hsp70 protein binding
Source: RefSeq, a predicted model, not a curated record